AUCGUCCGACGAGCUGCAAUAGCUACUAACGUCUAGAUCCUCCAACAUGGCUGCGACCCCUUCUGGAUUUGUUACUGCCACACUCAACUACUUUCUGGAACCCGAGAAUGGUGGCGACAAGCUGUACAGGGCUGGCACUGCUGGCGAAAAACGUCGCAAGUACAAACAGGUCCAAGUGCAAAUCAAUGACGUUCGUGGUCAAGAAGACAACUUCACUCUCGAUCAACAUGGCUUCCAGCUAGUGAAAAGCGACACCGCAGAGAAGACUUUCGACGAUGAACAGCGCAUCCAGACCCUCUACUACGACGAAUGCGCGGAAUUGAUCAAAAAGGUCACUGGUGCUACCCUGGUCAAACCUUUUGGUCACGUGGUCCGUCGAUUGUCGUGGAAAGACGCAUACGAUGCCGAGAAAGACCUCCCAGACGACGCUCGCUCAGUGGGCCCCAGCAAUGCAAGAUUUGUGCACUGCGACGAAUCCUACAACGGCUCGUGCGAGCGCAUUAAACAGGUAUUCCCCGAGGACUCCGAAACGCUCGACCACUGUCGUUGGGCCUAUAUCAAUGUCUGGAGGCCCUUUGACUAUCCUGCCACGCGAGAUGCACUCUGCUUUGCCGACUAUGCCAGCAUUCGUGAAGACGAAAUUCGCACCAUCACAAUUCAGUUCCCGAAUAGAAGGGAUAGCGUCCUUGUCAGCGAUGGAAAUUGCAAUAAACCAGGUGCAAUACUCGAGAACGGGGAACGAGAUCCAUAUGCUCAUGGCCCCGAGACGGUCACUUCGGAAGCUCUACAAUGUGCUGCUCCGGAGACGCCAGACCAGCAUAAGUGGUAUUAUGCGUCUGAGAUGAAGCCGAACGAGGCGCUGUUGUUGAAGAUUUGUGAUAGUAAGAAAGGAGUUGCGAAUCGGUUGUUUCAUUCAAGCUUUGAAGCGGAAAGCGACUAUGGACCGGAUAGGCAUAGUUUGGAGGUGAGAUGUGCGGUAUUCUUCGAAGAUCAGCCUCUAGAGGAAUGAAAGAGGGAACUCUGUUGGCGCAGCGCCAUCGCUAUUUCUCGAGAACCGACAUUACCGAAAAUGAGGACAUGACAAUGACGACUUCACAAAGAUUCCACUUUCCCAAAGCCUCUCACUGCC
Cercospora beticola is the source of this 1129-nucleotide messenger RNA. RefSeq lists its product as uncharacterized. The record is from RefSeq and is a predicted model, not a curated record. NCBI's taxonomy places the organism in Eukaryota, Fungi, Ascomycota, Dothideomycetes, Mycosphaerellales, Mycosphaerellaceae. Gene Ontology annotation, molecular function: oxidoreductase activity.